AUGGCACAAGAAUCAAGUGAUGAUAUAUACCCAUUGGCCUUAUUAAUGGAUGAACUGAAACAUGAUGAUGUUGCUAAUCGUGUUUCUGCUAUGCAAAAAUUAGAUACAAUUGCAUUAGCUUUAGGUCCUGAAAGAACAAGAGAUGAAUUGAUCCCUUUCUUAAAUGAAGCUGCCCAAGAUGAUGAAGAAGAAGUUUAUGCUACUUUAGCUGAACAAUUGGGUGAUUUUGUUCCAUUUGUUGGUGGUUCUGAAUAUGCAACUAUUUUAUUACCUGUUUUAGAAAUUUUAGCUUCAACUGAUGAACCAAUUGUUUCUGAAAAAGCUGUUGGUUCUUUAAAUAAGGUUGCUCAAGAGUUUUCAAUUGAUCAAAUUAAAAAUUCAUUUUUACCUUUAAUUGAAAAUUUAUCUGAUGCAAAUUGGUUUUCAAGAAAAGUUGCUGCAUGUGGAUUAUUUGAAAGUAUUAUAACAAGAGUUAAUGAUGAUAUUAGAUAUGAUUUAUUAAACAUUUACCUCAAAUUAACUCAAGAUGAAACUCCAAUGGUUAGAAGACCUGCUGCAAGUCAUUUACCAAAAAUUAUUAAUUUAUUAAAUAAUUCAAAAGAUGUUAAAGUUAAUGAAAAAGAUUGGGAAAUUUUAAGUGAAUGUUUCCAAAAUUUAUCAAAUGAUAAUCAAGAUUCUGUUAAAUUAUUGUCAAUUGAUAUCUUGAUUGAAAUUUCAAAAUAUUUCCAUGAUCGUAAAGAUAAUUCUCAUAAUCAAGAAUUAUUGAAAAGUUCUUUAAAAUUAAUACAAGAUAAUAGUUGGAGAGUUCGUUAUAUGGCUGCUGAUAGAUUUACUUCAAUUGCAAUCAAUUUUGAAGAUGAUCAAAAUAAUAUUGAUGAAUUAAUCGAACCUUUUUCAAAAUUAUUAAUUGAUAAUGAAGGUGAAGUUAGAAAAGCAAUUGCUAAACAAUUACCAGGUUUUGGUAAAUUAAUUAGUAAAGAUGUAUUAUUAGAAAAAAUUAUACCUCAAGUUGAAGAAUUAAGUAAUGAUCCUUCAGAAUUUGUUAGAAGUUCUUUAGCAAGUGAAAUUACCGGAUUAACUCCUUUAUUACCAAAAGAAGUUGUUAUUAAAAAUUUAUUACCAAUUUUCUUAACAAUGUUAAAAGAUGAAUAUCCAGAAGUUAAAUUAAAUAUUAUUAGUAAAUUGAAAAUUGUUAAUGAAGUUAUUGGAAUUGACUUAUUAGCUCAAUCUUUAUUACCUGCAAUUUCUGAAUUAGCAAAAGAUAAACAAUGGAGAGUCAGAUUAGCAAUUAUUGAAUAUAUACCUUUGUUAGCUGAACAAUUGGGAGUUUCAUUUUUCGAUGAAGAAUUGGGUGAUUUGGUAUUAUCAUGGUUAUGGGAUAGUGUUUAUUCAAUUAGAGAAGCUGCAGUUAAUAAUUUGGAACAAUUGGCCAAAAUUUUCGGAUCAAAAUGGGCAGAUGAAGAAAUUAUCUCAAGAAUAUUAAAAAGUGAUUCAAAUUCAUUAAACAAUUUUGUUUAUCGUAUAACUUCAUUAUUUACUUUAACAAGAUUAAUUCCAGUUGUUGAUGAAUCAAUUAUAAUUGAAAAAAUAUUACCAUUUAUUGAAUCUUUAGUAUCUGAUCAUGUUGCAAAUAUUAGAUUCAAUGUUGCAAAAUCUUAUCUUGUCAUUUCCAAAACUUUAUUACACAAAGAUGAAUCUUCAAAAUUAUCUAAAAAAGAACAAUCUGAAGCAAUUAAAUUUAUAAAUGAAAAAAUCAUACCAAAAAUUGAAAUUUUAAAGAAAGAUAAUGAUACUGAUGUUAGAUAUUUUGCUAAUCAAUCAUUAAAUGGUAUCAAUUCAUUAUUAGAAUCUACUGAAAAUUGA
This is a messenger RNA of Hansenula ciferrii, 1863 nucleotides long. RefSeq names its product protein phosphatase 2A structural subunit TPD3 (gene TPD3). Gene Ontology annotation, biological process: protein dephosphorylation. The transcript has a single exon. Gene Ontology annotation, cellular component: protein phosphatase type 2A complex; cytoplasm. The record is from RefSeq and is a predicted model, not a curated record. Lineage: Eukaryota; Fungi; Ascomycota; Saccharomycetes; Phaffomycetales; Wickerhamomycetaceae. Bases 1 to 1863 code for a protein of 620 amino acids. Gene Ontology annotation, molecular function: protein phosphatase regulator activity.